AUGCAGUUCACUCUCAUUACACUCUUUGCUCUGGUCGCCGCCGUCGUGGCCAACCCCCUUGUUCCCCGUCAGAAGGCGUCGGAGGCCAACGAAGUCACCGUCGAGAGCCCUUCCAUGACCGACGCCAACGGCAACAUCAUUCCUUUCGACGCCGACACCGUCUCCCAGCCCAACCUCGCUGCCGGUCUGUAA
Cordyceps militaris CM01 is the source of this 192-nucleotide messenger RNA. RefSeq lists its product as uncharacterized. Lineage: Eukaryota; Fungi; Ascomycota; Sordariomycetes; Hypocreales; Cordycipitaceae. The coding region runs from base 1 to 192 and encodes 63 amino acids. The record is from RefSeq and is a predicted model, not a curated record. The transcript is spliced from 2 exons.